GUGGCAACUUGUUGACCUGCAGGCAAUUGCACGGGUUCUGAGGAAGUGGGAACGUGUGGUUCCCCAUCCUCAUAUUGCUGAGUUUUGCGGGAUACUAGUGGACGGGAUUUCUUUGCCUGCCUUCGUGAGGCCCAUGUAUCCUUACAGUGCCAACCAGUAUUUGGAAGCGAGACCUUGUGCUCAGAUUGCACCUAUACUUCACGAUGUCGCAGAUGCGUUGGAAUUUAUGCAUGGUCAGACGCCUGUCGUAGUUCAUGGGAACAUCAGGGCUGCCAACGUGUUGAUCAGGGACAACGGACAAGCCGUGUUGGCUGACAUCGGCAUGAAUGCAUCCGACUUGACUCAGAUGCCGCACCGUCUGCCUGCGAGCUACAGAUCUAUCGCCAUCGGUCAGCAGUGGCUUGCGCCUGAGAUCAUCUUGUCUGGCAUGAAGCUACGAGCCAGUACGCAGGCGGAUGUCUACAGCUUUGGGAUGAUGUCUUGCGAGUUAUAUACCGGUGGUCCCCCGUACGGCUACAACAAGAACGUCUUUGACAUGGCCGAGAUAUGCAAAAACUCUUCGGAGCGCCCGAAACGCCCCAAAGAUUAUAGGCUUACCGACUAUAUGUGGCAAAUCAUAUGCAACUGUUGGCAGUCCGACCCUCGAGGACGGCCGCGGAUUCAGGAGGUAUCCUUACAGUUGGAGAACGGGAUCAAACUUGGCUGGGUGGGCUGAACCAGUACCUCAGACUGGUAAUGACCCGUAGCGCACAGCACGAAAGUUUAUGAACAAUUCUAUCUCUAUUUUACACGUAGUACAAUUUGCACAAUGCAGUUCCAGGUAUAUGAUGGGUGGCGUCAGGACGAAUGCGAAGUCUUUUGAUCGCUGUUGCUCGAGCUAUGGCUGCUGUGGCUGCUGUGGCUGCUGUGACGGUUGUUGCUGAUCUG
This is a messenger RNA of Schizophyllum commune H4-8, 927 nucleotides long. Its product is annotated as kinase-like protein. Gene Ontology annotation, biological process: protein phosphorylation. Gene Ontology annotation, molecular function: ATP binding; protein kinase activity. Bases 134 to 715 code for a protein of 193 amino acids. Lineage: Eukaryota; Fungi; Basidiomycota; Agaricomycetes; Agaricales; Schizophyllaceae. The record is from RefSeq and is a predicted model, not a curated record. The transcript is spliced from 4 exons.